AGAGCCGGGUGGCCGGGCCGGGCCUGCUCUGUGGAUACCGGGCUACCCUGCCCGGGACCGGGCUGCCGGCUCCGUGGGCGCCAAGGGGACAGGGCGGGGCUGACGGGCCCGGCACGCCCCGGGGCCGGCUCCUCUGCGGCGUUGCCAGCACUGGGCCUGUGGCCCUGCCUGAUCCUGCCCCCAGGUUGUUGGGGGAGUCACACAGACACGUCUGCACGGCGAUUGGCAGGCGGCGGAGACAGAGCCGAGCUGAUGCCGGGGCCGGAGCGUGCUGGGAGUGGCCGGGGAGAUGAGUAGGAUUUUCCCAAGCUAGGGAAACCUGGCAGAGGAGGGGCUCCACGCCUUGCUGGAGCGGCUUCCGGUUUGCAACAGUAGUGUUAUUAAACUUUUAUCUGUUUGGUGCUGCCAGGGUUUAUUCCUGAUACCGGCUUACAGAUGAAGAUAGGCAUCUUAUGCCCAGAGAUGGUCCAGAAAAGAGUUCAAGCCGUCACCUGUCUAAUUUUGAUUAAUGAAGAAUGUAAUAGGACUUGCUUCACGUGAUUGUGGAGCCUAGCGUCAGUUAGUGCAUCGAAAGGGCUUAGCACAAUGCCUGACACCUGAUGGCAGAGUUUCCGUAGCCUAUCUUGAGUCCGUGCCUUACCCACCUUCAGUCUCAGCUCUAUUGGCUAGAAAAGUAAAUGGGAUUUGCACAAAUUCCAAGCCGAACUGAAAUCCUGGCUGCAGUGUUAAUAUCCUUUUCUUCUGGUUGUUACUAAAAGGAAAUUCAAUGUCGUCAGAAGACCUGGAAGCCCAGGAGGAUGAACUACUGGCCCUGGCGAGUAUCUAUGAUGCCGAUGAGUUUAGAAAAGCAGACUCUGUCCAAGGCGGUGAAACCAGGAUCCAUCUGGAUCUGCCACAAAAUUUCAAGAUAUUUGUGAGCGGCAAUUCAAAUGAGUGUCUCCAGAAUAGUGGCUUUGAAUACACCAUUUGCUUUCUGCCACCACUUGUGCUGAACUUUGAACUGCCACCAGAUUAUCCAUCCUCCUCCCCACCUUCAUUCACACUUAGUGGCAAAUGGCUGUCACCAACUCAGCUCUCUGCUCUCUGCAAGCACCUAGACAACCUGUGGGAAGAACACCGAGGCAGUGUGGUGCUCUUUGCCUGGAUGCAGUUUCUUAAGGAGGAGACGCUCACCUACCUGAAUAUUGUCUCUCCUUUUGAGCUCAAAAUGGGGUCUCAGAAAAAAGUUCAGAGAAGGACGACAGCUCAGGCCUCUUCCAGCACAGAGAUAGGCUUUGGAGGAGCUACUGGAUCCGAUGUAGACCAAGAAGAAAUGGUGGAUGAGAGAGCUGUGCAGGAUAUAGAAUCAUUGUCAAGUCUGAUCCAGGAAAUCUUGGACUUCAAUCAAGCUCAGCAGAUGAAGAGCUUCAAUAGUAAAUUGUUCCUGUGCAAUAUCUGUUUCUGCGAGAAGCUGGGGAGUGAGUGCAUGCACUUCUUAGAGUGUAGACAUGUGUACUGCAAAGCCUGUCUGAAGGACUACUUCGAAAUCCAGAUCAAAGAUGGCCAGGUUAAAUGCCUCAAUUGUCCAGAACCAAACUGCUCUUCAGUGGCUACUCCUGGUCAGGUCAAAGAGCUGGUAGAAGCAGACUUGUUUGCCCGUUAUGACCGCCUCCUCCUCCAGUCUACCUUGGAUCUAAUGGCAGAUGUGGUGUACUGCCCCCGUCCAUGCUGCCAGCUCCCUGUGAUGCAGGAGCCUGGCGGUACCAUGGCUAUCUGCUCCAGCUGCAAUUUUGCCUUCUGUACCUUGUGCAGACUGACCUAUCACGGGGUCUCUCCAUGUAAGGUAACUGCAGAGAAAUUAAUAGAGUUACGAAAUGAAUACCUACAAGCAGAUGAAGCUACUAAAAUGUUCUUGGAGCAGAGGUAUGGCAAAAGGGUGAUUCAGAAGGCCCUGGAAGAGAUGGAAAGUAAGGACUGGCUGGAAAAGAACUCCAAGAGCUGCCCCUGCUGCGGGACGCCCAUACAGAAGCUGGAUGGCUGUAACAAGAUGACCUGUACCGGCUGUAUGCAGUACUUCUGCUGGAUCUGCAUGGGCUCUCUCUCCAGAGCCAACCCUUACAAACACUUCAAUGACCCCGAGUCUCCGUGCUUUAACAGACUUUUCCAUGCCGUGGAUGUUAAUGGAGACGUUUGGGAAGAUGAAAUUGAAGACUAGUUCAUUCCUCUGCUAAACACAGAGAGAUGGAAUGGUUUGCCCUAAUCUUCUGUCAAGUACACAGAGAAACCUUGCAAGAUAUUUAGGGUGCCAUGUAUUCACUCUUCCUGUGUAGAAGGAAGAACAGGGUUAUAUUUUUCUUUGGUACUACUGAUUAAGGCACAUAAUUUUUUCCAUGUAACAUAAUUCUGAUAAAAGUGUAUGCCAAAGGUUCAGAAAUGAGAACUAUAAGAGAUUAAAUAUUAUAAUAUGCCCAAACUGUGGAUAGUUAUAAAGUAAAUAUUUUCUUCCCCAAGCUUUAGGUUACAGAGAGGGUCAAGAGUUAAACUUUCAGAUUAUGUCCAAGAAGCCUGACGUUGUUGGAGCUGUCUCAGUACUGUCCCUCUGACAUUGGGCUGAGACUCCGGUCCGUUGCUGUGUUCUGUUCGCUCUUCCCUCAGUUCCCUUUGGGGGAGCCUUCUACUCUGUAACUGACCAGUGUCCCAGUGUCAUUUUGAUCUACUACUUUUCAGAAUAGAAUUUCCAAUAAAUUUUACAGUACUUUUAGUACCACAAGCCCUGUGGGUCACUUAAUAUUUAUGAAUGGUGUAUUGAAUCCACUGAUUUAGAGCCAAAAGCAGAAUGAAGGGUUCUGAUUGAGAGCUCCCCCUCCCGUUCACCUGGGGAGAAAUUCAGAGUCAGGACUAUCUCUGCCCCAAUUUGUUCCCCACUUUCUCCCUUUGCUCUCCUGCCUUCUGUUGACAAGGACAGUUUUAGUGCUGAUUUCAGCAGUGUGUGUUUUUAUUUCCUCUGCUGGAAUAGGAAAGAGCCCAGUUUAUUCCUCAGAUGAAUGUUCUCUGAACCUGUGUACAGACAACGCCAUGGUUCUGGCCCCAGCCUCUGAACACUCGGGUCUUCUCUAAUCACCUAUAGGAACUGGGCUUCCUGCGCUUCCCCUUUAGACACCAGUGUUUGGGAAGAUAAUUAUAGCUUGAUAUUUCUGGGUUUUAUUGGCUUUUUGGAAAACUGUCUUCCUUAUGAUUCGGUAAGUGACUUGGUAGCCACCGGUGGAUGUACUGAAAAGGUCAAUAAUUGACCUGCAUCUUGUGAAUGUGUGCUUUCUACUUUGACACUGAAAAUUAAGAAAUUGCUCAACUGUCAGAACAGACUGAUUCUGGAUUGUCAGUGAGGAUGCUUAAUCUUAAAAUAAAAAUAAUUUAAAAUUCAUU
Messenger RNA from Chionomys nivalis (European snow vole), 3402 nucleotides. RefSeq names its product ring finger protein 14 (gene Rnf14). The coding region runs from base 767 to 2194 and encodes 475 amino acids. The record is from RefSeq and is a predicted model, not a curated record. Gene Ontology annotation, molecular function: ubiquitin conjugating enzyme binding; ubiquitin protein ligase activity; zinc ion binding. Lineage: Eukaryota; Metazoa; Chordata; Mammalia; Rodentia; Cricetidae. Gene Ontology annotation, biological process: ubiquitin-dependent protein catabolic process; protein polyubiquitination; positive regulation of proteasomal ubiquitin-dependent protein catabolic process. The transcript is spliced from 9 exons. Gene Ontology annotation, cellular component: ubiquitin ligase complex; cytoplasm.